AUAACACGCACCUUUUCGGGGUGGCGACGCCAUUCAUGACGGCGGAGGCGACCAAGGACCCGCGGUCUCCAUGGGAAGGAGAUGGUAUUGAGAUGCGACCUCUUCUCCACAAGUCCAAGAGCUUGGGCUGCACGGGUCGCACGUCGAGUUCGAGAAGCCUCCGCGACCACCUGCGCCGUAGCUCCGAGGGCAGCGAAAGCAGCAUCGAAUCACCGGGUGGCCAUGAUGAAGAUGUCAGCAGGCAGAGGCUGCUGGAGAAAGCUCGGAACGCGCUUCUGUUCUCGGUGUUCCUUGUCGUGUUGGGGGUCGGAGUCUUGGUGACGGCGUGGGCCCUGUGCACCGCGACCGACCAGUUCAUGGCCGCCGGCGCCGCCGUGUCCUGCCUCUUCUCCUUCGCCAUCCUCGUCAGCUACAUGGAAUGCGCGCGACUUCGCAAGUACCCGAACCAGCUCAUCGUCCACAAGAGUGCCAUCGAUCUCGUACUGUCCGUGGUCAACAUGCUGCAGUUCGCAUGCGCAUCAUCUCCCAUCGUGCCUUCCCAAACCACGUCCUUCGCCCUAGGUCUCCACAACGCCAGUGUCUUGAUUCAUAAACACGUUCAUCCGUCAUAGGGCUUCUCUUCGCGGGAGAGUUUUGGUUCUGCGCCAUGUCCAUCGACUUGAUCCAAUCCAUCACGAACCCGUUCUCGUCAUUCUCGUACAACUUGCAUCUGUACCGCGUCUGCUCGGUCCUCUUCGGCGUUGUCGGCAGCCUCACGCUGUCCACGUCAUCCACCGCCCUUCUCGCGUCCUUGCCGGUGGUCCAUCACCAGAUGCAACUGCCAUGGAUGAUCUACUACAGCUCCGUCGCGUGCUCCAUGUUGGUGUCCAUAGGCUGCUUCCUUUACGUCCAACGACGCCUCGCGACAGGGCUCGAAGAAACAUUCGACACGCGAAAACAGGUCUUGGUCCACGGUCUACUCGCCAGUGUCACGUACAUCUCGUGGUCGGUCGUCGUGUUGGCCGUCGUUGCCGCCGCCGUCCUCGUUCCAUCCAUCGGCAGUCCUUCCCCCUCCUUCCAUGAGUCCAUCGUACAUCUUCACGCCUUUAUGCAUGCCGCCAGGGGGCUCGUGAACCUCUUCGUAUGGGGGCUCACCAACGGCCGAGACCUCUCUGCUGUCCUCUGCUUCACGCCACACAUCUCAGACGAGUUAGACAACCCCGACGAGCUGCUGAAACCGCAACUCAACCUGGCCCUGCGUCGGCAACUCAUCCAAAUGGCCACGAAAGGUAUCGUCGAUGCUGUCGAGCACUACCUGCUUCUGCACCAAUCGAUCCGGACCAACCAAUCGUUUGCAUUGGACUGGGACCCCAAGCAGCGGUCGACGUCCGUGUCCGGCGUAGACUUUGGCCUGCGACGGCGGCAACGGAUGGACGAGAUGCACUUUGAGGACUUCCAGCCGCGUAUCUUUGCGACCGUCCGGGCGCUGAGCGACAUCGACGACCACGAGUACCUGCGCAGCUUCCGCGCGACCGCGAACGAACGACUGAGUGAAGGUCGCAGUGGUGCGUUCGUGUUUUCAACCAGCAACCGGCGGUACUUGGCCAAGAGCAUGACCAAAGCUGAGAAAACGUUUCUCAUCUCCAUCAUGCCAGCGUAUGUCCAGUACCUCAAGUGGAAUCCGUCGACGCUUCUUCCGCGGUUCUACGGCGUCCACGCCAUGAAGCUGUACGGCAAGAUGUUUUACGUCGUCGUGAUGGCGAAUAUCUUUGCCACCACGGAAGCCAUCCACCGCCGGUAUGACAUCAAGGGGUCAUGGGUCGACCGCAACGCCCCUGUCUGUGUCAUUCGCGACCUUGUGCGCUGUGCCAACUGCAACAAACAGUUUACAUUUGGCGUGAAUGACCACGACAUUCCGUGUCACUCGACUGUUGGGGAGCACUACCCCGACAUUACAUUGCGCGACAACGACCUGAAGAAACGCAUCAAACUGCCUCGAGGAACGUCCCAUGCCCUACUCAAGCAGAUUGCAAGGGACAGUGACUUUCUCUGUGGACUGGGGGUCAUGGACUAUAGCCUGUUGAUUGGGAUGCAUUAUUCGCAGUUCAAGAUCACCAGUGGCCACCCGCCAGAGGACGAGACCAACGUGUUUACUCGCAGUGGGUCCCCCAAACUCACACAUCGCACCCGCCUCGAGUCGUCGUCCGCCACACGCGAAGAGGACGACUGGAGCGGAGAAAAUACCUUUGGCGAGGUGACCCAUCGGUAUAGUGCCCACUUUGUGUCGGGCCCGAGCGCGUACUACAUUGGCAUCAUCGACGUCCUGCAGCAGUGGACGCUGACCAAGCAAGUGGAGCGCCUGUACAAGGUGCAUGUGCUGCAGAAGGACGGGCGUGGCAUCUCCGCCAUCAACCCCAACCAGUACGCCAAGCGCUUCCAGAUGAAGAUGUGCCAGCUCCUGUAUCAGCCUGACGACGAAGACGACUAACUGUUUGUUAGCAAGUAAGUUGUUGCACACCAACGAAGUGUCGUGAUGAAAUCGGAAAUGUACUACAGUACUGUAAAGCUUUUUAAGCUGGCGCUUCUCGUCCUUCUCA
This is a messenger RNA of Aphanomyces astaci, 2576 nucleotides long. RefSeq lists its product as hypothetical. The transcript is spliced from 7 exons. Gene Ontology annotation, biological process: phosphatidylinositol metabolic process. Gene Ontology annotation, molecular function: phosphatidylinositol kinase activity. Bases 647 to 2467 code for a protein of 606 amino acids. Lineage: Eukaryota; Oomycota; Saprolegniomycetes; Saprolegniales; Verrucalvaceae. The record is from RefSeq and is a predicted model, not a curated record.